AUGUCAAAUAAAGAACAACUAUUCGUCAUCACCUCGAAUAAAUCAGACAUCAAAUUGUCUCUAGAUUAUGAGUACGAACUCGAUCGCAAUCAAGAAUAUGAAUUGGGAUUAAAGUAUUUCUCUGUUUACAAUUCCAUUAGAAAUAUCAACGAAAAAAAUAACCAAAUAAAAAUAUCAACAGAUAAUGGAGCUACAUUCAAAACCAUACGUUUACUACCAGGAAGCUAUGAAUACAUAGCCAUUAACGAAUACUUAUCUGAAUACGCAGGAAGCGUCAAUGGUAAAAACAACAUCGAAUUCGAAGGUAAUUUGAAUCUAAACAAAAUAAAAUUGAUAUUAAGAAAUAAUUGUCAAGUUGAUUUCAACGUAGAAAAUUCAUUGAAUACGUUACUAGGCUUUGAUAAAAAAAUAUACACCCAAUCCACUUUAGCACCACACAAAGCUAAUAUCGAGAAUGAUAUCGAUGUGAUAAAUAUACAUUGCAAUUUGAUAAAUGGUGGAUUUUUCAAUAAAUACAAACGUCAGAUUAUUUACAGUCUUCCAACAUUCACUGUACCGAUAGGAUAUAGAAUUAUAGAGAAACCAUUUCAAACGACGUAUUUACCACUUAAUUCCUUUAUGAUUAAAAAUAUAAAUCUGGAAAUCAAAGAUGGUAAAAAUAGGUUUAUAGAUUUUGGUAACGAGGAAAUUGUUAUUCAACUUCAUUUAAAACAAAAAAAUUAA
Molecule: messenger RNA, 723 nt
Organism: Lottia gigantea (owl limpet)
Lineage: Eukaryota; Metazoa; Mollusca; Gastropoda; Lottiidae
Exons: 1
Coding region: 1-723 (240 amino acids)
Source: RefSeq, a predicted model, not a curated record